Polypterus senegalus (gray bichir) is the source of this 4528-nucleotide messenger RNA. RefSeq names its product calcium-activated chloride channel regulator 1-like. NCBI's taxonomy places the organism in Eukaryota, Metazoa, Chordata, Cladistia, Polypteriformes, Polypteridae. The record is from RefSeq and is a predicted model, not a curated record. Bases 31 to 2802 code for a protein of 923 amino acids. The transcript has 14 exons.
CAGAAGCAGCAAACCUCUUUGUAGAACAGCAUGGGCACAACUAACUACUUGUUUUUUUUCUCUUUAUUUCUACUUUUGCCUCACUUAACCAGUUCAAAGAUAGAACUGGUUGACAAUGGAUACAGAAACAUAGUGAUUGCAAUCCAUAAAGCUGUGCCUGAAAAUCCUCAGCUCAUUGAUAAUAUCAAGGAAAUGUUAAAAGAAGCAUCCAACUACCUAUAUGUUGCAACUAAGUUCAGAGUCUUUUUUAAAGAUGUGAAAAUAUUAUUACCUGACACCUGGAUGAAAAAGCCUGAUUUGUAUAAGAAAGCAACUACUGAAACCUACAGCCGGGCUAACAUCAUCAUUGCUGGACAGAAAAUUACAAAAGGAGAUGAGCCUUACACAUUACAGUAUGAAGGUUGUGGUAAAGAAGGACUGUAUAUUCACUUCACACCAAAUUUCUUAUUGAAUGACACAUUUAUGAAAACUUAUGGACCAAGAGGAAAAGUGUUUGUUCAUGAAUGGGCUCAUCUACGUUGGGGAGUAUUUGAUGAAUACAAUGAGUAUCAGCCAUUCUACAGAGAAGGAGAACACUACAGAGUAACAAUGUGCCCCAAACAUCUGUUAGGAAAAGUAUGUCUUGGAAAUGACUGUUCCAAAUGUAAUCUGGAAAAUGCAAGUGACCCACCAAAGGAAGGCUGUGUUUUUCUCCCAGAAAAAUAUCAAGAAACAAAUUCAUCUAUAAUGUACACAACUUUUUUAAAAUCUGUAAAUCAGUUUUGCGAUAAAAGCAAUCAUAAUCAAGAUGCUCCAAAUGAUCAAAACAAGUUUUGUAAGUUAAAAAGUACAUGGGAAGUAAUUCUGGAGUCUGAAGAUUUCCGAAAUACCCAUGAAGCAACUGAUUCAGGUUCAGUGGAACCGCAGUUUACUGUGAUGCAGGAAAGAAAGGCUGCUCUAUGUCUAGUCCUGGAUGUAUCAGGAAGCAUGAGUGGGAGUGGGAGACUUGAGAGAUUACAGCAGGCAUCAACACUGUUCAUUGAGAAGAUCGCAAAAGAAGAGUCCUUUAUUGGCAUUGUGACCUUCAACAACGCCGCUUAUGUCAUGAAAGGUUUAACAUAUGUUUCUGGGGAUGAUGUUAGAAAAACACUAGUGAAUGCACUGCCUACCAGAGCAGAUGGGGGAACAAACAUCUGCAGUGGCCUCCGGGAGGCAUUGCAGGUACUACGUAAUGAUGAUGGAAGCGCUGAAGGAGAUGAAAUUGUUCUGUUAACAGAUGGUGAAGAUUCAGGAAUAAGCAGUUGUUUUGAGGUGGUAAAGACAAGUGGAACCAAAGUCCACACUAUUGCAUUGGGUCCAAGUGCAGCGAAAGAACUUGAAAUGCUUUCAGAAAUGACAGAUGGAAAGAAAUAUUACGCCUCUGAUAAUUUUAAUUCAAAUGGAUUACUGGAAGCUUUCAUGGAAUUAUCAGAAGAACAGAUACAGUUGGAAAGCACUGGAGGAACACAGGAACCAGGGGACAGUUUAGUUGGAGACACUUAUAUUGACAUUGGAGUUGGAUUUAACACAAACUUCUUAGUGACCUGGCAGACUGAUGUCAAACCAGACAUUUCCAUUAGCGAUCCUGAUGGAAUCAAAUAUUCAACAAAAGAUUUCAAAUUAGAAGAGAAAGCAACCGUUGGCACAUUGAUCAUCCCCGGAAAAGCAAAGACUGGCAAAUGGUCAUACCGCAUCGAAAAUACUGCCCGUCAACCUCAGUCCAUGACGAUUAGCAUAACAUCACAGCCAUCUGGUGCACAAUCUGAACCGGUUAUUGUGAAAACAAAUCUACAACAAACAAAUGAAUCAUCUUACACAGCUGCUAUUUAUGUAGAAGUCUUCAAAAACCUCAUGCCUGUCCGCCAUGCUAAUGUUACUGCAAUUAUUGAACCAGCCAGUACGAAAAUUAUUCCAGUCAUUCUGAAAGAUAAUGGAGCAGGUGCUGAUUUGGUCGCAGGUGAUGGCAUUUACUCUUCUUAUAUGACUGAUUACGAUGGAAUUGGCAGGGACAACUUCAAAGUCCAAGUCUCAAAACUUCAGAAUGAAAUUAAGGCUGCAGCUGGACACACCUCAGGUGCCAUGUAUGUGCAAGGAUAUCUGGAAAAUGGUACUGUCCACCUGAACCCACCAAAACCAGUUGUUGUUGAUGAUGAGGACUUUCCUAUUGAAGAUUUUGUCAGAACUAAAUCUGGAGGAACAUUCAUGGUGAAAGUGGUACCUCCUGCCAACCAAGAUGUUUUUCCUCCUUGCCAAAUUACUGAUUUGUCAGCAGAAUUAAUAAAUAAUACUGUUAAUCUGGCAUGGACAGCACCAGGUGAUGACAUGGAUAAAGGCACAGUGGCAGAGUAUGAGAUACGAAAGAGCAAGCAAGCAGUACACCUGAGAGACAAUUUUCACAAUGCUACCCAGGUCAACACUUCCAGCAUUAUUCCAUUGAUAGCAGGAUCCAGAGAGCAGCUGUCAUUUGACCUGGAAGAGGAAGAAAAAGUUAACAACAGUGUCAUAUUUUUUGCUGUUGUUUCACGUGAUGAAAGUCUUCUUGCUUCAGAUGUGUCCAACAUAGCCCAAGUAGUGAUUUAUCAUCCAAGUCCUAAAAGCCGGGAUCCUGAUACUAGCAAUCAAAACAGGAAGCUCACGGUGGGCCUAGCUGUGUCUUUAGUCACAAUUAUUUUAUGUUCUGUUCUUGGCCUAAUUGCCUUAAUUAUUAACAAAAGGAAUAGUGGAAUGAUGGUAUUAGAUGAAGAACAUGUUAGGAAAAAGUUAAAUAUAGUCGCAGAAGCAUAAUAAACAAAGAGCUGUUUUAUAUGAUAUAUCUAAAUAAGAUCAUCUACUGGCACUCAAAAUGAAAAAGGACUGCAGGACUUUUUCUUUUGGCUUUUUUUAACUUAUAUCUGGCCAUAUUUUAUGCUUUUUAAUGCUGGUGCAUGUGCUUUGUAAAUAUGUGGUAACUUUUAAUGAAGAAUUUUUAAUUACAUUCUAAUAUUGUAUUACCAAAAAUCUGUUUGUAAAUUGGAGUUUGCAUUCGUUUUAUUUUUAGUUCUUUGAUUUUCUUCCAAGGUCCCAAAAGAUGCGUGCAUUAGGUUGAAUUGUGAUGCCCAGUUGGCCAUCUGUCUAUGAGAGUGUGGGUGUGCGCAUAAUUGGGCACUGCAAAGGAGUAAGACCCACUCAGGGCUGUUUAAUGCUCUGUGGCCUCCCACCACGAUCACAAACUAAAUUAAGCAAGGUUGCAGAAUGUUGUGCUCAGUUAUGCAGUAAGCUUAAUUAUACAAAAUUCCAGAAACAGUUACAACUGUAAGUAAAGUGAUUCUGAAUUGAUGAUGAUUGCAUUAGCAGAGGAUAAUGGAUUGAACAGACUAAUUUAGACAUGCAAAUGCUUUAGUUUAUGAUUAUCACUGUAUUUGUUGAUUCUUUUUUAUAUAUUUAGUAAUAUGUUCCUACUGAGGUGUAUUUGAAUUUAUUUUUGUGAAGUAAUAUUUUUUCAGUAUGUGUGUGGUAUCAUAAACAAUGCUGCUCUAUUGUACUUUGUUUUAAUUUAGAACUGAAUUGAGGUCAGUUCUUUGUGGAGUGUUUAAGUUGUCCUCGUGUUGAAGUGGAGACCACAAAGAAUUUUCUGUUGGACUCUAUCAGCUUGGUGUAUCUUAGUGCGGUUAUGAGUGUCUAUAGCUAGACUAGUACUAUUAUCAGCCAGGGUGGGCUCUGGGUUGAAAUUAUUCUGAAUAGCUAAAUCAAGGACUGACAAGGUGUAUAGAAUAACAAAGAUUUUGUCAGCUUUGUUAUUAUCAGUAUGCUUCUUUAAACUUAUUUUGCCUUAUUAGGACAUACCCAGAGAGCUGAAUUCAUUUAGUAUUUAGAGUAUACAUUGAGUGCAGUGCAGUGGCGUAAUAUCUAGUGCUGCUGCCUCACAGUAUAAGAGUUCUUGCUUCAGUCUGGUCACUGCCCUUUCGGUCAAGGCAACUGAGCUUUUCUCCAGAUACUCCGCUCUACUCCCAGACCCUAGAGAUGUGUGUACUUUGUUAAUUAAAUUGGACUGGUAUGUGUGAGGGUGUUGGGUGCUCUGUGAUGGACUGACAUCCCAUAGACAGGUGGUCCCUGCUAUUCAACCAAUGUUGCUAGGAUGGGCUUUGGCAUCCCAACACCCUGAACUGGGAUGAGGAUGUUUGGAAAGUGGAUGGAUGGGUACUGUGCAUAGUUUAUAGAUAUUUAAAAUAAGGAAGAAUACAAAGGCAGCAUAUCAGUAGUCAGAGUUAGACCAAAUAAAAUGUUGGAGAGGAAGGAAGGAGUUAAGGCACUUGGACAGAUGCAUUUGUAGUAUUUUUUUUUUUCUCUUUUUAAAUACACAUAUCAGCUCUUAACAGUUCAUUACAUAAAUAUAUUUAUACAAUUUUCUAAUAUAGUAUUGUAUUUCACAGUGUUAAGUAGAACCUAAAUGCUUUAUAAUAGACAAUACAUUUAAAAAAUGUGUUCUGUAAGAUGUUUUAUUGUACUUUUAAGUAUUAAAUAUUUGACAAGA